AUUCUCCGACUGAUGGUAGUAGUGGGGAUUUGUUGCGACACUUUACGGCACAACGUGAGCUACUGACGCGCAGGCGUACUUUGUUGACCUUCUGUCAGAAGCAUGGCUGCUCGGGCACUUAUUAAAGGUCUUUUCGGGUUACGACACUCACGGAGUGUCACAAUUAACUACUGUGGUGGGCAUUAUUUUGCAACUGCAGCAUCCAUUAACUCAGCUCAACCUCAAAUUGACGAUGUUACAGAAAAAGUCCUAAACCUGCCUCUCGAGAAGCCGGAUUUUUUCCGUGUGUCUGAGCUGUUCUCUUUGAAGGACUUAUUUGACGCCAGAGUGCACCUUGGCCACAAAAAAGGCUGCAGACACAGGCUGAUGGAGCCUUAUCUCUACGGCUGCCGUUUGGACCAAGAUAUAAUUGAUCUUGACCAGACCGCAGAGCACCUUCAUCUGGCACUGAACUUCACUGCCCACAUAGCGUAUCGCGGUGGUGUCAUUCUCUUUGUCAGCCGCAACCGUCAGUUUUGCCACCUGAUUGAGAGCACCGCUAAGGAUUGUGGGGAGUACGCACAUACGCGGUACUGGCAGGGCGGCCUUCUCACCAAUGCCAACAUCCAGUAUGGCCCUGGAGUCCGCUUACCUGACCUCAUCAUCUUCCUCUCAACUCUCAACAACGUGUUUCAGCAGCACGUGGGGAUCAGAGAUGCGGCCAAGAUGAAUGUUCCCAUAGUGGGUGUGGUGGACUCGAACUGCAACCCAAGCCUGGUGACAUACCCUGUGCCGGGGAAUGAUGACACCCCGGUUGCCAUGGAGCUUUACUGCCGCUUAUUCAAGAUGACCAUCAACCGUGCCAAAGAUAAAAGGAGACAGAUGGAGCUCCUUCAUGGCCUGUUAACGCCCUCCUCAUCAUGAUGUACUGUAUUCUUCUCAAAGGGACAUUUAAAAAGUCAAGAAGACUGCUUUACCUCUUCCUGCAUCUGUACUUGGAAAAAUGUUAAGACUGAGGUUUUGUAUACAUUACUUAUCGAUAAUAAAAGUUCUUGGGUCAAGUGGUUUCCUCAUGCUAAACCCUCAAAGGA
Molecule: messenger RNA, 1070 nt
Organism: Melanotaenia boesemani (Boeseman's rainbowfish)
Lineage: Eukaryota; Metazoa; Chordata; Actinopteri; Atheriniformes; Melanotaeniidae
Gene: mrps2
Product: mitochondrial ribosomal protein S2
Exons: 4
Coding region: 103-903 (266 amino acids)
Biological process (GO): translation
Cellular component (GO): mitochondrial small ribosomal subunit; ribosome
Molecular function (GO): structural constituent of ribosome
Source: RefSeq, a predicted model, not a curated record